UUUAGUGCAGAAAGGUAUCCAGGCAGAUCUAGUUUUAGCUCAGUGUAGGUUUAUACUGCGGCGCACAUCCUAGAACCAUGAUAUUUCAGGAGACUGCAUUUACAAAUAAACAGUGAAGAACUAUGUUAGCAGACAUCAAAACAUAGGUUUUUUUGAAUGAACGGUAGGAUUUUGAUUGAACAGUAUGAUGGGGAGGAUUCAAAUACAAUUCAUCAUCUUUCUCACUUAUCUAGACUUGUACUCGAGUAUUCUCAGUGUGAAAAAGUGUUGUCUGGAGAAUGAAGUUUUGGAUAUAUAUUAUAAAACCUGCAGACCUGCACCUCAGAACUACAAGAUGGGAUUCAUCCAGAACAUAACCUUUCCUACCUUUCCUCUUCUACCAUUAGACGAACAUGAACAGAUUCCAUUCCUCUCAAUUCCUUUCAAUGGAACACAUGAAUUGAAUUGUCCAGUAGAAAACCGUUUACUCUACAAUGGAAGUAGAAACUCUAGUGUCUUAUUUUCUAAAAAUACAAAUCCUGGGUAUAGAACAUAUAGCCUACUAGCAGGAAGAGUAAAAUAUGAGGCAGAAUUUUUUUGCUUGGAUUGGGCAUUCAAAGCUGAAGAUGAAGAUUCGUAUACAGCGUUUGCACUGGUUUGUUCUAAGUGUGACGAGCCUUGUGUAAGUGUGUGUCAUACAUCUGACAUUGAUGGGAAAACACUUGCAUUAGAAAAUAAAACCUAUCAAAAAGUAUACGUAGAGCAACAUUGUCAAGAAAAAUACAUAUAUAAAUACAACGAAAGCCACUUUGGGUAUGAUGAUGCAUCAAGGAGGAUGAGUGUGGAUGGAAUACAUCGAAAUUUAUCCGAGUACUGCUUGCACCAGGAGGAGGACGAGAAAGGAGUCUCUCUUCAUCUUUGUCUUCUCGAGUUCUAUAACAAUAGAAAAAUUUUCAAAAUUGUCCUUUCCUUAAUCAGUUUCUUUUCCUUAGCAAUCCUCAUCAUCAUUCAUAUUUUAGUCAGAGAGUUUAGAGAGCAACCAGGUCCGAGGAUAAAAUGUGGAGUUUUCUGGAAUCUAAUGAUAUUGUAUCUAGUUAUAGCUAUAUCUAAUCUCAAGGAUUUCAGUGAGGAUAAAGCUAGCUGUUUAACUAUAGGCCUUGCUAUUCAGUUUUUUGGGCUUUCUAUGUUCUGCUGGAUGACUUGUAUAAGCUUUGAUCUUUGGAACAGACUUAGAUAUCUACGCAGAAUAGAUGAAUCUACCCCUACAAAUGUUCAGUGGUAUUUUCUCUUUUCAGUUGGGUUCCCAUUUCUUAUGUUUGUUCUCACUCUUACAAUUCAACUCAGAACAUCGAGGACGACAAGUUCAGAAACCCACCCUCCUCCUCCCAGAAUAAGUGGAAUACUUGCAGAUGAUGUUUUAAACGAAGCUAUUUCUCUUCCUCAUUACAUUCAUCCAGGUAUCGGGGAGGAAUCUUGUUUUCUUCAAAACUACCUUCCUAUGCUUCUAUACUUUCAUCUUCCUGUUCUAAUAAUGCUUCUGAUUAAUCUCUUCAUGUUUAUUUCCCUUGCACAUGGAUUCUUCUGUGGAGUCUGGAGACCAAGAUCACAAGAAUUCAGGAGUAAGGAUUACAAACAGAAAAUAGACGUAUUGUCAAAAAUGUUCUUGUUUAUGGGAAUCAACUGGAUAGCUGAGAUCGUUCUUUUUAUAUUAAGCUGGACCAACGUGGCGAAAGAUGUCAUCUGGUUAACAUACAUUCUAGAUACAUUUAACUUAAUAACUGGGGCUCUAUUUCUCGUACAUUUUCUACAAGUUCUUCCCAACAGAGAAUUGUUAAAGAAGGCUCUAGUAGAGUUGAAGGUUUUUAGAGGAAAUGGUUUGUUAGUUCAGACUAGACAGAGGAGAGUGUCAAGACCUGCAACCCAGAUGUCAGAACUAGAGCAGGAAUCUGGAUCGAUAUAAACAUUUCAAAUUUUUUAAAUACAGCAGGCAUAUUUGAUGAAUUUAAUGUAAAAAUAUGAUUAUUAAGCUCUUAAAGGAAGGAUUUUUCUAAUCUGGAAAUUUUUAUUUAUUUAUUUUGCCUUUGGUAAUAAAGUACUUUUUGACAUGUUGGUACCCGUUUAAAAGUAAAAAAUGAAUUGUUACGGCACAAUUUGUCUAAUUUAGAACAAUUCAUGCAGUAGACAGUGAAUUCUUUUUAAAUAUAAACCAAACAAAUUCGUGAAUUUUUUUCCGGGUUUUCAUCAUGUCGUAGAAGAAGAAAAACCUGUGGCCGAAUUUAAAGAAUUUGAGCGGCGGUUUAAAUUUAAACCGCGGCUUAAAUACGCUUGGUU
Messenger RNA from Eurytemora carolleeae, 2310 nucleotides. RefSeq lists its product as uncharacterized. The record is from RefSeq and is a predicted model, not a curated record. Gene Ontology annotation, molecular function: G protein-coupled receptor activity. The transcript has 20 exons. NCBI's taxonomy places the organism in Eukaryota, Metazoa, Arthropoda, Copepoda, Calanoida, Temoridae. Gene Ontology annotation, biological process: cell surface receptor signaling pathway; G protein-coupled receptor signaling pathway. The coding region runs from base 185 to 1939 and encodes 584 amino acids. Gene Ontology annotation, cellular component: membrane.